GUGUGGAAGGUUACCUCGGGAGCUGCCAGGGAUCAGCUCGGUGACAAGGUACCUCGGAGCUGCCAGGGAUCAGCUCAGGGUCAGGGUACCUCGGAGCUGCCAGGGAUCAGCUCGGUGACAGGGUACCUCGGAGCUGCCAGGGAUCAGCUCAGGGUCAGGGUACCUCGGAGCUGCCAGGGAUCAGCUCAGGGACAGGGUACCUCGGAGCUGUCAGGGAUCAGCUCGGUGACAGGGUGCCUCGGAGCUACCCGGGAUCGGCUAGGUGGCAGGCGUAUAUCGGGACUGUUAGCGGGUAGCAAGGCCAUACCUGGAGCUAGGAGUGUCAGCAUUCCGAUUUGCUGGUUGUCGUGUGGUUGGAGAGGUUGUGUACGUCCAGGCGACGUGUGUCGUGGUUCGACAGCACGGGUUGAUAGGACAGAGACUUCAAGUUGGAUUUGUGCACAGUCUUCCAAAAACACACUUCCAAACCUCAACAAGCAUAUAACAGACAAACUGGAGGAAAUGGUGAAGACGUAUGAGAGCACCAGUGACAAGUGGAGAGCUUAUGGCUAUCAGAAGGCAAUCCAAGCUCUACGUAAGCUACCUAAACCCAUCUCUUCUUGGCAGGAAGCGAAAGCUCUUCCUGGUGUUGGAACUCGACUAGCUGACAAAAUCUGGGAAAUUGCUGAAAGUGGUGAAUUACGAAAACUUAAUGAAUUUCGAUCAAGUGAUGAGGUCAGAGUGAUGGAGAUGUUUGGAAAUGUGUGGGGAGCAGGUGCCCACACAAGUCGAACCUGGUAUCAACAGGGUUUUCGUACACUUGACGACCUCAGAACAAAAGCCAAUCUUACUCACCAACAAAAGAUUGGCUUGAAGCACUAUGCUGACAUCCUUGACAGGAUGCCAUGGUCAGAAGCUGGGGAGAUUGAAGCAGUUGUACGGACAGCUGCUGAAUCGCUGCUGCCAGGUGUGAUAUCACAGGCCUGUGGGUCGUACAGGCGCAAGAAGGCAACAUGUGGGGAUGUGGAUGUUUUAGUUACACAUCCAGAUGGCAAAUCUCAUCGUGGUAUUUUUGGGAAACUUCUCAAUAAACUUCGAGAAGAAGGUACGUGA
Mizuhopecten yessoensis (Yesso scallop) is the source of this 1092-nucleotide messenger RNA. Its product is annotated as DNA polymerase lambda-like. The record is from RefSeq and is a predicted model, not a curated record. Gene Ontology annotation, molecular function: DNA binding; DNA-directed DNA polymerase activity. Gene Ontology annotation, cellular component: nucleus. NCBI's taxonomy places the organism in Eukaryota, Metazoa, Mollusca, Bivalvia, Pectinida, Pectinidae. Gene Ontology annotation, biological process: double-strand break repair via nonhomologous end joining. Bases 502 to 1092 code for a protein of 196 amino acids. The transcript has 6 exons.